GAUGCACGGCGAGCUGAUAGAGUUUAAUGAGCGCCUAUACCGUUCCCUCAUGGCCAAAGACCACCUCAUCGUCCAGAUGAGACAGGAACUCAUUGACCUGAGAGGCCCGGUUCCAGGCGAUUUAAGUCAGACGUCAGAUGAUCCCAGCUUGUCAGAUUUUGAGACGGCUCAUCGCGCUCUCAUCAACGUCUGGAUCCCCUCUGUGUUCCUGCAGGGCAGAGCUGCCAACGCCUACCACGUCUACCAGGUGUACAUCCGUAUCCUGGACAAUGAGUGGAACGUGUACAGGCGUUACACCGAGUUCAGGGAGCUCCACAACCACCUGAGGAGCCAGUUUCCACAAGUGGACGCCUUCAACUUUCCACCCAAGAAAGCCAUCGGGAACAAGGAUGCCAAGUUUGUGGAGGAGAGGAGGAAGCAGCUGCAGGGCUACCUUCGGAUGGUGAUGAACAAACUGAUCCAGACGCUGCCGGAGUUCACAGCCCGCCCCACCAAAGAGACCCUGCUGUCUCUGCUGCCUUUCUGUCUAGACACUCCGCAGACCAAUGAUGGCGCAGCCAAGACGCCCCGCUCCAAAACGUCAUCCCGCUUCCCCAGACUGGGCCGCAGUCGCAACCAGGAAGCCAGACCUGAACCGCAGAGUGGCGACCUUUAACCCCCACAUACUCUGAACUGAUACUCUCACUCUGGAGGCUGAGGACAUUCCUGUGUCCACCCUGGACCGUGAGGACAUGAAACGGAUCUUUAAAGCCUCACAGAUAAAAGACCUCAGUGGAGGAGCGGAGAUGCGUUCAGGCCGCUCUCAGAGAUGUAAAUGUUGCUGAGUAAAGGAUAAAUGACUCCUUGAGGCGGCCUGUCGAUGGAACCAAUCUUACUGCACCUCUUACCUCACUGAGAGACACAGAGACUCUCUGGAAACUGCACAUGGACUCGCCUGGACUGCUCUCUCUCAUCUCAAACACAACGAGAUGAUGGAGGUUUUUUGUUUUUUUUUUCUUACUCGGCUCAGUUUUCUAGUGAUGGUGUCUCAUGGUCUCAGUGCCUGCAGUGUUUUGUAGCUGCUUCCUGCUCCGGGUGCAGAGGGGGUAGAUUAAACUCAUAUCUGGGGGAUGAAUGUUGUUGUUCAGCUUUAUGGUGCCAUUACAUUUUAGACGGCGGUGAUUCAUGAUCUCUGGCAGCGGGCAUUCCUUUCUCUUGCUUCUGUUCUUUCAUCAUUAUUAUUAUGGCUUUUACAGAUAAUCUGCAGAAAGUGUUACAGAUCUUAACGUCAGCAGGGACGCAGGAAUUAUCACAAACAUCUUUUAGAUAAUGAUCAUAUUAAAGGAUUAAGCACCACUGAUAAAACCAAAACCUCUUUGGGACUGUACCAAAAUUAUUGGGAUGGGGAGGAGGGGUUGAGUCUUAUAUUUUACCUCCCAUCCCCAGCAUUUUUGAUAUUUUCUUUCCACCCCCAUUGACUUGAAGACAACUUUUUUCUCUUUACUAUUUAAAGUGGAUAAGAUCUUUUUUCAUUGCAGCAGAACGCUUCACUCAGCUCCUCCUCGCCCUGCUGUCGCUCUCUCUGUUCAUCAUGAAAUGACUGCAGGAGUGUGAGUUUUGUGCUUGGGACUUUGAGAGUGCACACUCUGCACAUAAACAAUGCUGUUACUAACUGGUAGCAUCACAUGUCUAUCCUUACCGAAUGGGUUUGAUGACAGAGUUGAGCCGUUUCAGUGUCUUGGUUUUGGUUAACUGCUGGGAAUGUUUUUGACUGGUUCCACAUGUGCAUCUAUAUGUUAAUUUUGCUGCUCUUCAGUUUACUGCACUAUGCACCACCUGGGUCUGGUAGGAGCUAGCUAGCUAGCAAUGCUGCUCAUUCUGCAAUCACAGCAAGUAACACCGUCAUGACCCAACAGCAUUGCUGUGGAAACAUUAUGCCCACCCUCCAGUCUCAAUUUGGGCCCUAAAACGGCAAAGCAUUGUUGAUUACUGUUAUCACUGUUAGCAUUGUUAGCAGUGUCAGCACGGCUUGUGGUGCUAACAUAGUAAACAAUGGGUUUCGAGGCUUAAAUUGAGGUCGCUUACUCACUGGUCCACUUUAGUGUGAACCCAUCUGUAUAAUUGUUAGAUAUUCAGAGCAACAGAUGCUGUAUAAGUUGCAUAAAAAUGCACUUAGAGCCACUGAGAGAUGGAGUGGAUGGGUCCAACAAGGACAGAAGUUUCACCGAAGAGGCGAGUGUUUCCUUUCUGUGUUAAACUGAAAUCAGCAUUGAGUUAUUUUGCCUCAUGCCUCUCAUUAGUCAGUCAUUUGUCAGAUGAAUUGUCUGAAGUAACUAAAUGUCCAGAUGCACCAAACCGACAGCAAAGAACUAGCAGCUACGAAAGCUGCUUGUGUCGCCUCAAGUCACCUCACGUCACCUCACGCUGCCUGUGUCUCAGCCAAAAAGUUACACAAGAACACACCGCAAAGACUACAACCAACAGUCAGCCAGCACGUACAUCCUGUGCCUACCAGCAGGAAAUGUGUCUGCUAAAAAUCAGUUCCCCCCCCCCGGCCCGGACUUUAGCUCUUUGUUUACUUUCCUCACUGACAUUUCUCUUCUCGUGCACUGAGCUGAACUGACAAUCAGAGAGAUUUCGUUCACCUAUGGGCUCCACCGUCUCCAAAGCCGAUUCAACAUGCUGAAAUAAUGCUGACGAGGGCCAACAGACUAGGGCGACAGACGCUCACAGUGGCCAAACAUUCACCGACGGUCGACCAUUGGUUUGGUGUGUCAGGGCCUUAACAGAUAUAAAACAGGAGCCUAAACUUGAAUUAUAACACAAGCCAGACAUUAUAUGACAACGUGGACUGAAGUGACAGUCAACAUGAUCAAUGAAGAUUAACAUGUAUUUGUUUCACAUUCAUAUCAUCUGUGUUUGACAGAUUAGCUAUUUGACUACGAUGGAAAAAUUCCAACAAGUUCUUAUCCCAAGUAGUUACAUAUCAGCGCUUUGUCAGUGUACUUCCGCAUCUACAUAAUACACUCUAGGUAUCCUUCUGGGUCUGCUGUCGACAUUCAGGGAUGCUGCUACCAACGCCAGGAUGUCAACAAAAGCACAUGGUAGGAUGACGCCAUAAAAGCAUGGAUGGCAAGGUUUAAGCAAAAGAGGCACAUGAUAAGGUGUAGAAAAAAACAUCACUUUGAGAUAAGAAGCACUGACCUCCCACAUGAAAGUCUGGGGUUUGUUGGAUCCAUCCACUUGCCCUUUAGGUACCCGUGCACUCCUUAUAGUAUGUUGUUACCUGCAGCAAUUCAACCUGACACUUUCCAGCAGUGUAUCUUGCAGAUGCAACAAGGUGCCUUCAGGCAGUUUCCCAGCUGACACUGCCGCAGGGUGUAUCAUACAGCCGCAAAAGGUGGCUUUUCCUGCCAGGAUCUUACACCAAAAUUAAUACAAAUGUGACAAUAUUUGAGGACUUCGAAAUGAGACCAGGCUGAAAGAUUCUGCCCUAAAUCAGUGACACAGGACUGUUGUUUUCUGCAUAUGGAGAAGCACACCUUUAAGACACUUUGUAAACUAAGGCAUCACAUUUUUGAUCACUUCUCACAGCCUAAUAAUUUUUGGACAGUCCCUGAUUGAGAAAUUUCAGAAAUGGAUAUAAACUCUUGCCAUCCCCUGAUAAAUAUUGAUAUCUCCUUGAUAAAUAUUUUUUGAGCAGAAAGGACUGGAAACACUGUUAAAAUGACAGCAGAUGGGUAAGCUGUGUGUCAGCAGGUUUACCAUCAACUCCACUGUAAUAUAAAACUGAGGGUCUUGAUCAGAUUCACUGUUUAGAGAUUGUUGAACUAAUGUGUCUUAGCAGGAUUUAAUGCAGCGUUGUGUUGCAGAUGAAUGUUUUAACGAGGACUAAACACUUGAAGAAAAGCUGCUUGUUAGAGUGCACGGAGCGGGCUGCUGAGCAUCAAGUGUGUGUAAAACAGAAGCUCAUGCAUAUGGAUGGGUUUCCCCAAGAGUAGUCAGAGCCUGUGUUCAAACGAGGAGUGAUUGUGUUCGAAGGGUGUCGGAAAACUUGAAUCAAAGGGUCGGCUCGCUGGAUGGUAAACAGUGCUCGCUGUCUGCGAGGGGAGGUGAACAAACAAGGCUUGUGGGUUUUAAUUAAGUUGUUAUUCUCACACAGAAGUGACCCUCACAAGUAUCCGUCAGCUGGUAAACACUGCGCCGCCGCAGCGUUAGCAGAUUCUCACAGAGAUGCCAUCAAAUAAAUGUUUUUAUCAGACGUCCCUGGGACAGAAAGGGAUUCUGUCUGGUCAACAUGUGGUCAGCUGGCAAAUAAAAUGUCAGCAGGGGACAGAAAUAAAUGAUAGGAUCACAACUUUUUAAAUUAUAUCACACAGACGUUUUCUUAAUAUUACAAGUGGCACUGCUGUUGCUUCUAUCAAAAAUAUGUAACUUAAAUAUGGAUUUCUGUCACUUUUUUUUAAAGACUAUUCUCAGCUGUGAUACAGUAAUGCAUAUUUUAAAUGUAGCACUGCCUUAUAUGCAUUUGGAAAAUCGGCUCACUGCAUCAUAUUGCUGUAUAUUCUGUCCCAAACAGUGUAAAUUAGUCAUCUACUUUAUAACAUGUAGCCUUUAAUGUCUGGUGGGUCGAACUUCUCUGCACAAUUGUCCAUAUUGCUUGAGUGGUGAUUCACAGUAUUUAUGCACUGCAUCAUUUUACAGAAAGCUGUCUUUAAAAGAGAAUUCAGCAUUUUGCACUUACAAGGGGCCGAUCACACUGAAACAAGUCGCUGUGGUACAACACGCCUGUCGGGGAAUCCUCUCUUGCUGCUGAACAACAUGUUUCUCCGGCAGUUUUUGGGUGCGCAUAAAAGUUAAAAUAUUUUUCAACUUUUCCGCUCAAGGCACAAAGUCACGCUGCUUGUCAAUGUCACUUUUGGCCCCGCACAUGCAGCCCCACUCCACAGGUGCUCCCAGCUGUUUUUCCACAUGGCGCUUCCAAGGCAUUUUUGGAGUGGUCUCGGUGUGAUCACCCCUUUACACUGUCACAAUGGACAGUUUUUAAAAAGCAGAGACAGAGAUAGUGUUUUUUUUUUUAUUCCACACAUUUCUUCUUCCUUGUCAAAGCCUGAUGCCUACAUCACCCACAAUGCAACUUGACGUCGACAUUUUGGUCAGAGAUACAAGUGUGCAAGACGUUCAACAGUAUUACAGGAAAAAGAAAAUCUCCUUCAGCUCAAAAGAGACCUCUGUAAAUCUGUCGUCAGGACGCCUCCAACUGCAAACAGGGUCAAAUGUGACUUUUUUGUGAAUUUUUGAUCAAUGGUGGUUUUACAGUUGGCCAACCUGGAAGCUAACGUUGCCCUGUUUCCCUCCUAAAAAAAAAAAAAUAAAUAAAUAAAGCUUAUUGCAUUUUUCAAUUGGAUUUUGGAUCAUUGUAGAAAAUAACGUUUAUGCCUAAGUGUAAUUGCAAUUUAGGCUUCAAAUUUAAAUGCAAUCUUCUCACGGCAGUUCAUUUUUAAAACUAAUUUACAAGAUAUUAAACAAGUUUCCUUGGGUUUCAGCAGUUUUAAUGCUUGCAAAAGGCAUCUGAACAUAGAAGAAAACUAAAGCCGAUCCAGGUGUUAAAGAGUUAAACCUGAAACUUUCUGUUCCUGAAAAAAGAGCUGAUCUUUAAUCACUUCUCUAAAACGAUUGUUAUUACGUGAAAGUCAGAAUGUGAUUCCCUCUAUUGCUUGAAGCUCUAAAUGCUAAGAAUAUCUCAGGUGCUGUUGAGGAAAGACAACAAGCCUUUUAUUGACAAUAGUAAGAGAAACCUGCGGCGUUUCUGGUGGAAGUGCAGGUUUACUUAUCUGUCUUCAUGAUACAAACAUCACUUUUUUUUUAACGACUCUCCCUCACAAUCCUCCCGAGGCUGGAUAAAGUGAAUCUCACUGGACCUUCAGGACUCCUAAUCACAAGUAAAGGAAGUGGAUUUAGCUUUUUGAGAUGCAGCCGAAAGUGUUCUCCUGCAAUGUAUCUGUUCUAGUUUUGUGUCGUUGCCUUAGUCAGCAGCCAGGCCUUAUCUAUCAGUGUCACAGCACAGAGCGGCUCAACAAUAAAGUGUUCGGUGCAGAACCAC
Plectropomus leopardus (leopard coralgrouper) is the source of this 6082-nucleotide messenger RNA. The record is from RefSeq and is a predicted model, not a curated record. Lineage: Eukaryota; Metazoa; Chordata; Actinopteri; Perciformes; Serranidae.